CCCAUGCAAUCUUUCAAACUGUUCAAGAGUAUUCUCUGAUAAACUCAAAACGACGAGCCGAGUAAGGCGGAAAAAAUCAUUUCUUCAAAACAAGACAAGGCAUUUUUAACUCUGCCGCGACCACAUAUCUAUCAAACUUGAAACAUGGAUAACCUAAGUAUUUUGCAGACUCUUCUAUUUUUGGUCAACUUUUUGACCCCAGUUGUUGGUCUGCAGACACAGAUUCAGCAGUCDGAAAUCAUCGGUUGCUACCCGGUAUCUGACGAGAUUCGCAGAUUCCAUUCGAGUGCUGGAGACUAUGACACAAAUGACGUCAGUCCAAUCCGCUGCGUCCAACUUUGUGGUGCUAGAUAUAAAUACGCCGCAUUGCAAGAUGGGAACAUUUGCCUUUGCGCAAACUCAAUACCAACAUCCGGGAAACUAAAUGACGCUGAUUGUAACACUCCAUGUCCCGGAUCUAGCAGUUGGCCCGACUCGGCGAAGUCUCUCCGAUGUGGUGGAAAGAACAAAAACAGUAUAUACUCGGCUGCUGCUCGUAUUCUCGGGUUGACUCUGCAACCAGUGGAGAGCUUAGGAAUUCUGAAGCCAGUAUACAUUUACGGAAAUCUCUCGAACGGAAUAAACGUGUAUUACACAUUCAACCUGGGCGACGGGACACAGGUAACCAAGCCAUCAAACCAGCCAACUGCCAGACACAUUUUCGAUCAGCCCGGAUCAUAUGUUGUGACGUUUAUUGCGUCAAAUACCAUGUCUGGAUCUGUGUCGACUUCGGAAGUCUAUAAAGUUGACGAUCCGAUUUCUGGAAUGGAGCUUGACUGCCCUCGGUCAGCUAAAGUUGGUCAGGUUGUCGAAUGCUUGGGAAGUUUAGCCCGUGGAUCUCGUGUAAACACUACAUUUGGAUUUACUUCUGGACAUUCCGAGCGACUGAGCAUCAGUGCGCAGUAUUACAGCACAGGAGCCAUCGUGCCUCGAACGAACGAUACAGUUAUCAGCGUUCCGCUCAAGUUGGUAGGAACCGUCAUUAUACCAGCUUUUGAAUUCCAACAGAGUGGGAAAGUAACACAUUGGGAUUUUGAAGCCGUGAAAACUGGCUUUCUUACGCUCAUGAUUUUUCGCCCUAUCUGUAACGCUAACCAAAAAUACUGUGCCUCAAGCAAGUCGUGCGUUGCUACCUCCGCAGCAUGCAUACCACUUCAACAGCGACAGUGCGCUGCAGAUGAGAUCUUCUGUAUCUUCCGCAAGCAGUGUUUACCCAACACGCAGGAAAGCAUGAAAACAUGUACCCCUUAUUCUCCAUAUAAAUUCACUGAACCUCCCGCAGAUUACGAACUGGUGUACAAAUUUCGAGUAGAGAUCAAAACGCUUGGUCAUCAUAUCGAAGACGUUCCUGCUGCGCAAGAACCGUACGUAAAGAAAGGAGACGUGCUUGGAAUAGGCCUUGAAAGCGGCGAAUUGGGGUAUAAGCAAGUUCCAGUCGAUCAAGGCGUCACUUUUCAUUAUUCUUCAUCAGUAUCUAAUGUUGGAGAUAAACUCUUACGUACUUCCAGUCCCUCAAAACUCCAAAAACAAUUUAUCUUUGCAGCUCAUUUCGCACAUGAGGCAAAGUUUGUUAUCCGCGAUASGUUUGCGUCGACCGGAAUCAAAUACGUUACGUCAAACAUCACGGAGACACGGUCUGUUACGAUCGAUUACCCGAUUACAAACGUAACGUUUGUUUACCGCAAAAUUGCAAACACAAACGACUCGAUUGUGUUUACAGUACAACAACAUCCAGGCUCCAAUACAACGUAUUUUUGGAAUUUCGGUAACGGAGAUACGUUACGUACGCAGCUACUUCAGAUUACGUACGCGUAUCCUGCUGCGGGUGGAUUUGCUGUCAAACUAACUGCUGAAAACUCCGUGAACAGCGCUACUGUCACAAGUGUGAUUUAUAUUUAUGAUCCCAUCUUGAAUUUCAAGUUCAGUGAGUGUCCAGUGAAAGCCAAAGCACUCGGAGAAGCGACCACCAUUAAAUGGGAGAGCGAAAGAGGAACCAAUAUGACGUACRUAGUGGACUUCGGUGACGCAAGCGAGAGGUAUACAGUCGUAACAACAGGCGCAGAUAGCCGUAAAGGGCAAACCACACAUCAGUACAGUGCAUUAGGUAACUAUACCGUUACCAUAUAUGGCUAUAACCUGGUGGGACCUAACAUAUCCAUAGAAUGCCAUGCUAUAGUGGAGACACCUCUGGUCGGACUUGUGUUUUCAGUCCCUGUAGCUCACGUAACUUCUAAUAUUUACCUGGCGGUGGGUGACUAUAUGAGAGUUGAUCGACAUUUCAAGGAAGGAACCAAUAUCAGGUGUUCGUACGACUUCAAAGACGGAACAUCAAGGUUGAUCACACAUGAAGUAACUGCCUCGCAUAAGUACACCUCCCCKGGUCAAURUAAAGUUGAUGUCAUGUGUUAUAACGACAUCAGCUCAAUAACUGCGACUCUAAACGCAACGGUGAUUGUUGAACAAUUAACUGCUUUAAGUGGAUUAUCUCUAACUGGUCCACCGACAAGAAUCACUACAKCAUCUUCUAUCACACUACAAAUUCAGCAAGGCACAACAUAUUUUUGUGAGUGGGAAUUUGGAGACGGUACAUCUUUAAAGACAGAUGCGUCACAUACUGGCAAAGCAAUGAUCCAUACAUACAGUGCGAUAGAUACGUUCGAUGUUGUUGUCACGUGUACUAAUCGUCUCGGUCCCAUGACUGUAAAGACCAAGAUUCCUGUGGACACGUCUGUAAAAACAGUAACAAUCUCAAGUAGUAAGCGUUAUGUGCGUGUUAAAGAAAAAGUAUAUUUUGACGUGACAGUGAAAGAGGGUUCACGUUUGCUAUAUGAAAUAAGUUUCGGUGACGGUAAAGUAUUCGCAGUUCAGCGUAACGCUUCUGGCUUAGCUGUUGCUGGUAAGGAAAGGUUCAGUCAUGAAUACGACGAUGAUGGUAGCUUUACUGUAGUUGCCACCGUAUCAAACUCACUCGGUAAAGUCGUAGAAACUCUUGCGGGAACAAUCRWUGUGCAGUAUCCAGUUGAGAAUGCUAUUUUUGAAAGUGACAGUCCUAUUAGCCUUUCAAAAGGAGUUAUUUCUUUAUACAUAUCAUUCCCGCCAAGUGUCACUCCACCAACAGACGCUCUUUGUGUUUGGAAUUUCAAUGAUGGUACUGCAGUCUCCUCCCCUGAGCCAAUGAAACUGAAACCGGAGCGCCGAACACAUAAGUAUACCAGAGCGGAAACGUUUGUUGUUAGCGUUAACGUAAGUAAUCACGUGAGUUUUAAAGUGCUGCAGAUAAGUGUUCGCGUCCAGAAAAUUAAGGAUGUGAUAAUACUUCCCUUGCGCAUGAUCAACGAGAAGACUGCCCCAGGCUUCGGACCAGAAGAAAACUUCUUUGGCGUUGACCAGCGUAUCAUCUUCAACGCAACGUCACAGGAUAAUGAUAUCGACUACCGUUUUAAAUUUGGUGACCAGACUCAAAGCAACAAGUCAGUGGUUCCAUGGACUAGUCAUGUGUACAAGAAGGAAGGUGAAUACACCGUCAGUGCCUUCGUAACAAAUGUACUUGGCGAGCUGAAGUCAACUAAAGUUAUCGCUAUUCAGAAAGCCGUUGGGAAAGUCAGUGUCAUAGCUAGCAAUCCGUCCUACUUCACCGACCCAACCAAGUUCUACGUCUCUAUUCCCUCACGCGGCUCGGAUUCCUGUUUGCUGUUGGCUUUAGGUGAUAAUAGAGGCGUGUACUUUGGGUCGGAAACAUGUAGGCCAAAAGUGUUUCGCUCUAACGAGACAUUCAUUAGAAUAUCUCCUGAUAUGUUGGGCAUUAACUACACUCACACAUACGCGAACAUGGGCAACUAUACCGUGGUAGCAACUGCCUGGAAUUAUGUUUCCAUGACCAAGGAUUCUACCAUUGUUGCGAUUAAUAGCUAUCCUUGCUUACGACCUAACGCUAGAAUCGACAAUGAUGGAACCAAAACCAUGCCAAAAAAGAUCCAGAAAUCAGAUGCGUUGGUGCUGAACAUAAAGCUCGACUAUAAUUGCCCUGUAGCUCGUAGCAUCAUCUUCACUUGGAAAGCUUAUGAGGUGACCUUGGCAAAUCCUGAUGACACCAGUAGACCAGUUAAACUUCCAUCAGAAGAAGUGCGGACAUUUCCACUUCCACUUCCGGCAAACGUAGACCUUUUGGAAGCUGGUGCAAUGACAGUGCAAGAGCGAUACUUUCCAUUUAUGACUCUCAAGUUCUCACUUACGGUUUCCUUCGUUGGAAGGGAUCGCGAUUUGACACACUUUUCCGCUUCUCAUAGCGUAUGGCUUGAAGUCGAGCGUUCUGAAUUGAUUGUGUUAAUCAAGGGUGGACAGCGUAGAUCCGUUGGAUACGAGCUUCAAAUGAAUCUUGACGGUCGUGAAUCUAAAGAUCCAGAUGACCCUAAUAAUAAAACUGGUAUAACGUAUGAAUGGAAAUGUCGCAGGAAUGAUGAGACCUUUCCAAGUGAAUUCGAUCCACCAAACCCGAAGGGGGGAUGCUGGAGAAAUGGCAUAUUCUUAAUAAACAGUACUGAAUCGAAAUUGUCUCUCUACACUGGGGAUUUUUACCAAAAUGAGGUCUAUGUCUUUCAAUUGACUAUUAGAAGAGACACCAGAGAGUCGUCAUUUGAGCAGAAAGUCACAAUUCUUCCAGGACAGCCUCCAACUAUGAGCUUGAGUUGUAGCUUCAAUUGUCUCAAAAAGAUGAAUCCCUCGGAACGCUUAGUGGUGGCGACGAUCUGCGUUGACUGUAAACCAACUGAUCAAUUGGGCUACGAAUGGUCAGUCUUCCGUCUCGAGCUUGGCAAAGACAAGAACGAUAUGGCGUCCUGGUUGAAACUGCCAGAAUUUGCAAAGAACACCACUACAGGAAUAGACAAAGGAAAUAUAGUCAUAAAUCCGAAUUAUUUUAUUCCAGGGAGAGAAUACUUCCUAAAGCUCAAUGCUUGGAAGCCUGGUGGGUACCCAGGCGGGUUUGUUGAGUAUCAAUUCAUAGUUAAUGUUGGACCUACAGGAGGAACGUGUGAUUUUGAUCCUCUGGAUGGCUACGCUUUAAAUACAGAGUUCAAUUUCAAAUGCAAUAAAUGGAAGGACCCAGAUACUCCUUUGCUAUAUACGAUAGAACUGGUUAAUGGUGACGAGAUUAUCAAUGUAUAUACGGGGUACGAACCAGGUGCUGGGGUAGUCUUCCCACUCGGUAAAGAAGAGAACAAUUUCACUAUGGAGCUUCGAAUCAAAGUUAUGGACAAAUACUUCCUUGCAACCUCUAAGAAGUACACUAUUAGGGUUACCGAGCCAGAUAAGGUUGAUUACGACAAGGUUGGAAGCAGCGUAUCAGAUGCGGUCAGCGGUGGGAAUCCACAAGAAGCAACACAAAAAACUAAUGCUGUUAGUUCUGUGUUGAACUCACAGGCGGAUAAAGCAGAUCCAAACGAUGUCAACGCUAAAGAGAAGAGAGCCAAGUUCCGUGGAAAUGUAGCCAAGUCAAUGACCGGUCUUCCUGCAGACUCUUUUGAUAGCGUUGCUCAAAAAGGAGAAGCGUUAAAUGCAUUAACUCAGGCAACAGAUGAAGUAGAAGACGAUGCACAGGAAGCAUCUAUCAAGGCUAUGGAUGAUAUGGGGGGCUACCUUUCUGGUGCGGACACUUCUAGAAACCUUGAUACAACGGCAAAGAGUCUGUUUUCAGGCAUCGGGAAUCUUGUUGGUGCUUCUAGUCAAUCAGCAAAAAAGGCUGCCAACACUACUGGAGCAGAUGCGAGUGCAAAUACCAACAACACUAAGAAAGCCCUCGGUGUUGUAGACAAAGUCAGCGGUGCACUUAUGAAGCAGUUAGUUGCUGGUGACAAGCCAAAGGCCAUCAAAACUGGAAACAUGGACCUGGCCAUCGGACGCAAGAAUCUGGACGAUCUUGGAAAAGAUGAUGAUGAAGAGAGCGAAGAAGAAGGAGAUACUGGUGGUUUUCGGCUGCCAAACCCAGCUGCACUGUUUGGCGGUGCCAAUGCUUCCACUGAAGAAGGUGCCACUAGUGGUAUUGGUACAACGAUGACGGCCAUGGGUGAAAAYCCUUUCCCCGCAGACGAAAAAGCAAAAGAUCUCAAUUCUAAAACAGUAGGACUCGCACUGACCGACGGGAAUGGCAAGCCUCUAGACCUCGCGGGACAGACCCUCGAGAUGUUUGUCCCUCGGGAUCUCAAAAAGAACCCACUCAAGCCUAUGGAACUGAAUCAGUACGCAGCCGAUGAUCCACCGAUGCGAGUUCACAAAUUCAACCGCACAGAUAACACAACUGCUAUUGCUAUCGAAAUCCAACCAUUUGACCCCAAAAUCAAGUUUCGUUUUGUGCUUCGAUUUGCGAAGCGGCCGACGGCUCAGCAUUUCGACUUUAACUAUACAUUUCCAAGCCUUGAAGAAGCAAAGAAAAUGAGAAAGCGACCUCACCCCUUCACUUAUGUUAUAAAUCACGUGCGCUUGAGAGAUAAAUUAAUGUACGAUGACAAUGGGACUGAAGUAGGAAAUGGGACAACUGGAUCGUACUUUUUGGGAAUGAAGGCUAUCAAUAAAGAUGAGUUAUCGAAUCCCAAUACUGACUACUCCAUGAGGAUAUAUCUGCCUGCUUGUAAGUCAUUCGACGAAGAUACUAACCAAUGGGUUACCAAUGGAUGCGUUGUUGGCAACAAGACUCGUGCCAACAUCACCCACUGUGUAUGUAUGCCAGGGUUGGAUGACGAAGGAGAGGACAUCGAUCCUACAGCCAUUCCACCUUCGGAACUUCCAACACCAACACCUGCCGGKUCAAGCCAAGGAUCGUCUGGAACUCCAGUCAGAAAAAGAAGAUUUGUACGCAAAAAGGUUUCCAAGCUAUCUCUUGCAAGUAGCUUCUUCCCAGCGCCCAAUCCUAUCGACUUUAACAAAGUAUUCAAUGUUAAUAUUCUUGAGAAUCCCAUUGCCCUUGCUGCAGUCCUCAGCAUUUUCCUUGUGUAUGUUGUCCUUGCGAUCUAUGCACGACGAGAGGACAAGAAAGACGUUGAAAGGGCUGGUGUGACUCCAUUGGAAGACAAUGAACCAAGUGAUGCCUACCGUUACGAGAUCACAGUGUAUACUGGGUACGGUAAGAAAGCCGGCACUACAUCGCAAGUUUCGUUUAUUUUGGCCGGGGACGAGGGAGAGUCAGAACCAAGGCUUCUGAAAGACGGUAAACGUAAGACAUUUCAGCGCCGAGGCGUUGACAUCUUCUUGGCAACUUUUCCAGAAAGUCUUGGCGAGAUUAACUAUCUUCAUAUCUGGCACGAUAAUUCGGGUAAGUCACCUUCCUGGUAUCUCAGUCGAGUAAUUGUGGAAGACCUCAGCAACGACAAGAAAUACCUGUUUAUAACCGAGUCAUGGCUUGCCGUAGAGAAAGGCGAUGGGACAGUCGAUCGUCUCAUCCCAGUGGCUGGAAAAGACGAAAUCACCAGCUUUAAUCAUUUGUUUUAUUCCACAACCCAAACCAAACUCGCUGAUGGACAUUUGUGGUUCUCAAUCUUCAUGCGUCCAGCAAAGAGCAGGUUUACUCGCUUACAACGCUUGUCAUGUUGUUUGACACUCUUAUACUGUUCAAUGUUGGCUAAUGCUAUGUUUUAUAACAUUGGAGGAGAGUCGGAUCCGUCAAGCACCCUUCAUAUAGGGCCUCUCUCUUUCAGUCCUGCGCAGGUUGGUAUUGGUAUCAUGAGUAGCUUGGUCGUAGUGCCAGCAAACAUGUUUAUUGUAACGGUGUUCAGAGGAACCGAAGCGAAGCCAACCAAACAAGAAAUGAAGGAGAAAAAGCAGCGAAAACAUUGGUGGCUCUACGAACUUUGUUUUUGCUUUUUCGAUCGUAGCAAGCCUAAAAACGACUUUAUCACAAUGCUUCAUAAGAAUCACAACCCUGAUGACCAAUUUUUGGACCUUAGUACGAACAGUCGUACCAAUCUACAUGAACCACAAGCUCAAAGUAUGUCUGACUUGAGCGCGUCAAGCCGCGCCAAUUUUGCGGAGCUCGAAGAGCCGGUUGAUUUUGGCCUCGGGGAAGACGACAUCAACUUCAAAAUCUCCAAACAGGAGAAACGAGAAGAGAUGGCCAAGAGAAUGAAGAAGAAAAAGAAGAAGAAGAAGAAGCCUCUUCCUUACUGGUUCUUAUAUGUGGGGUGGGCAGUCUGUGGCAUGACAUGCUUUAUUUGCGCCUUCUUCAUCGUUCUUUACGGGCUGCAGUUUGGCAAAGAGAAAUCUGCGCAGUGGUUGUCGUCCAUGUUGGUAUCCUUCUUUCAAGAUGUUCUUAUCAGCCAACCUAUUAAAGUUGUUGCUAUCGCUCUCGUAUUUGCCGCAAUAAUCAAAAAGCCACCUGAGGAAGAUGACGACGAUGAUGCCAAAAAACUUGAAGAUGAAGAGUUUCUUCAUGAAAGCGGAGGCAGUUCAGAAACAGGAAUCAAAAGAGAUGGACGAAUGAAGAAAAAAGGCAUGAUUCGCUUGCAACCUCCAAACAAAGAUAAACUCAAGAAAGAUAGGGAACAGAGAUUCCGCGAGAUGAAGAUGAAUGCCAUGAUCAAAGAGGUCCUUUUGUACGUUUUCUUUGUGACCUGUCUCUGUAUCGUCAGUUACUCACACAGGGAUCCCACUUCCUAUCAGUUCCAAAAAUCCAUGUACGACACCUUUGUUGAUGGAAACUAUGGCGGCAUUCGUAGCUUUUCAUCGAUCAGUACCCGGGAAAACUACUACGAAUGGGCGAAGAGUACAUUAAUGGACGCACUUUUCAACGAAGAAUGGUAUAAUGGCGACUCAGUUGAGCCUGGUUUCAGUGCAGAUAAAAUGGCUUUUGUCAUAGGAGGGGCAAGGAUAAGACAACUACGAGUAGAAAAAGAUACUUGUAAAGUUCCUCCUGAGUUUCACCACUUGAUUGACAAUUGCUCAACYUGGUACGGGUAUUUUGCUGAAGACACUGGUCAGUACGAUAUUGCAUGGGAUCCACUCAGGAACGAAUCUUUAUACAACCCACCAUUUUCGUUCAAAUCCUGGGAGUUCUAUACCUCUGGAGAACUGGACACUAUGCCAUUCAUAGCGAAAGUUUCCUCUUACGGUGGCGGUGGUUAUGCAGCAGAAUUAAGUGAGUCGAGAAAGAACGCAACCAAAAUCCUACAAGCGCUGGAAAACAAUACUUGGAUAGAUGCUCAAACUCGAGCCGUUUUCACUGAAUUGGCAACCUACAACGCUGUGUCGAACCUUUUCUGUGUGAUGACCCUGGUGGUGGAAUUCCUACCUACUAAUGGCGUGUUCUUGUACACGGAUUUGAAAAUAUCACGCCUGUUCUCAACCAGUGGUGGCAUGGAAACUCUUGUAGUGGUGUGUGAGUUUUUUAUUUUAAUUUUCUUCUCUGUGUUCAUCUACCAAGAACUCAAGCAACUGUAUCAAAUGAAGAAGGGAUACUUUAAAGAGUUCUGGAAUUGUGUUGAGUUCGUUAUGGUCAUCCUGGUGUUCACAUGCGUCAUCAUGUUUCUAAUGAGAAUCAACCUGGUAGAGUCAGCGAUCACCAAGCUCGAGAACAAUCCAGGAAAAUAUGUCAGCUUUGUACGAGUUUCCUCUUGGAGCGAAGCGUUCAUGAUCAUGGUCGCCCUUCUUGUAUUCAUUACCUGGUUAAAAGGAAUGAAGCUUCUUCGAUUUAAUGCAAGAAUUCAAGUCUUAUCGCAAACGCUUAAAGGGGCGGCUGGACCACUUGCGACAUUCUCCGUGGUAUUCAUUGUGUUCUUCCUGGCUUACGCACUUUUUGCGUUUGCAGUAUUUGGCACAGACUUGGAAUCGUACUCUAACUUUGUGACGACCUGCGAAUCGGUCAUGGGACUUUUAUUAGGUUCGUUUGACUAUGGAGAGAUUGAAACAGCACAGCCCAUUAUUGGACCAAUCUUUUUCUUUACCUUUAUGGUAUUUGGAAACAUGAUCAUCAUGAAUAUGUUCCUUACCAUAAUUAUGGACGUUUUUGCGGAGGUCAAAGACGAGGUUGGUGACGAUCCCGAAGAGUUUGUCAUUGUAGAGCAUAUGAUCAAGCGAUUCCGUAGAAUUACUGGCCUCAAACCAAGCAAAGUUCAAGUUGAAGACCCCGAAGAGAAGAAGGAAAUGGAAGACAAGUUUAAAGAAGACAUGAGUGCACUCAAGAUGAAGAAACGCAACAAGCGACUUCUUAAGUCGAAACCGCCGGUUGACUUUGCCAUUGCAAAGCGAUUUGCACGACUGGAUGACUCCCUUCGGGGCUUCUAUUGUGAGGAUUUCGCUGAGGAGAGAAUGUUGGAUGAUAUAGUCGAGAAGAAGUGGGGCAUUACAACUGAGCACUCUUUUGCCGAUGCUGCUACUGAGCUUAAAAUGGAAGAAGAAAGAGAGACCAUCCGUCAUGAUAUGUACGCGGCGCUGGAUAACUUCGAAACCAGCUUCGAUGAAGGCGCCUUUAAUCUUGCCUUUGAAGAAGACGAUGAAACAUCGCUAAUGGGCAAACACAAAUAAACAUUAAUAAUUAAUCGCUGUUGUAGUUUUAGAUAACAUUUGUUGAGGUAAUCAAGAUGGUACCCGUUUCAAUUUGUUUACCAGAAAAUAAAUUCCUGGACUGUACUUUCAAGGCUCUAUGGCCUAUUUCUUUCUUUUCAUAGUGCAUGGCUUUGAGUUCAGUUUAGCAAAUUUAUUUAAUUUCAAUGUAACUCAAUACACGUUAAAAGUUUCGUUUUUUCAUACAAUAUCUAAAGUAAAAACUCGACAAAGGACAGAUGUUCAGCGCAAUCAUUUAAUUCAAUGCCUUUAAGUUUCACUCAAGGGUGAAGCUUCGUCUUUAUUCAUUCAUAACGUUCAUUCUAGCAUUUUCCACGUUUUGGGAAGUGAAUUCAAAAUAGAAAAAUUGCAUUGGUACCUUCAUCAAUCGUUGACUGGGAGUUGCAUGGUCUAUAGUAGGCAUUGCAUGUCAAAACUGCAUGUAUCGUGAAAAUAUUAAGGUAUAUUGUUAGCUAUCAACUAUGUUCAUUAAAUCCACAACCCAA
This is a messenger RNA of Exaiptasia diaphana, 11069 nucleotides long. Its product is annotated as polycystic kidney disease and receptor for egg jelly-related protein. Lineage: Eukaryota; Metazoa; Cnidaria; Anthozoa; Actiniaria; Aiptasiidae. The record is from RefSeq and is a predicted model, not a curated record. Gene Ontology annotation, molecular function: calcium ion binding; protein binding; calcium channel activity. Bases 145 to 10545 code for a protein of 3466 amino acids. Gene Ontology annotation, biological process: detection of mechanical stimulus. Gene Ontology annotation, cellular component: membrane. The transcript has 22 exons.